CUGACCUGAAAAGCGAUUUAACAACUGUAAAUUGAAAUUUUUAUAAAUUUACUGUUCAUUUCGAAUUGAAAUAUUCCACGCAAUACCAUGUUGAACUUCUAUAAGGAGCUGAAGAACGAGUGGUCGAAGAGCUCCCCGAAUCUGAGCCGUUGUGCUCAACUGUUGGACAAUCUGAAGCUGGAAAUGGUUCGCGUGGGAUUGGCAGGAAUACAGGGAAAAGGAGCUUUGCCGUCACAGCAGGCGCAGGAGUUGCGGAUGUCUCGGGAGAUGCUGGAGAUUGCCAUAGAGCACAGCAUUCGAGUCAAGGAUAACGCCGCUUUUGAGCGUUACAUGACGCAGUUGAAGAUGUACUACUAUGACUUUGACAAGUAUCUGGAGUCAUCACCACAGAUGCACAAAUUCAUGGGACUGCAUCUACUCUAUAUGUUAGCCACAAAUCGAAUUGCCGAUUUUCACAUUGAGCUGGAGCGUUUGCCGUCAGCAUUGCUCCUGCAGAAUGCUUUCAUUUCUCCGGUGCUGGCUUUGGAGAACUAUUUCAUGGAGGGCCGUUAUAACAAGAUCUUACAGGCCAAGAAGUCCAUGCCCUCGGAGCUGUACUACAAUUUUAUGGAUAUGCUAGUGAACACGGCCCGUGAGGAAAUAGCUUCCUGCAUGGAGAAGUCAUAUGUCAAGAUCUCUCAGAAGCAGGCGGCCCAGCGUUUGGGCCUCAAGCCCGGGGGACCUGAGAUCACCAAUUUGGCAGCAAAACGAAAAUGGAUACUAGACGUGGAUGGAAAUUUCAACUAUGCCGAUCUGAAUACCAGGCGAAGGGAGAAAGUGCCGGCCAAAGACAUCGCUGUGCAUACAUUGACCUAUGCCCAUGAGCUGGAGAAAAUUGUUUGAAUUUGUAACAAAUAAAGCGUUAACGUUAAUCCAAUUGAGCAGAAAAUGAUGUCCAGAAAAUAUAUAGUUGAUGUGCCGGAAAUUUGUCAGAUUUAA
Drosophila innubila is the source of this 978-nucleotide messenger RNA. It is a transcript of the gene Rpn12R, whose product is annotated as 26S proteasome non-ATPase regulatory subunit 8. The record is from RefSeq and is a predicted model, not a curated record. Gene Ontology annotation, cellular component: cytosol; proteasome regulatory particle, lid subcomplex; proteasome regulatory particle. The transcript has a single exon. NCBI's taxonomy places the organism in Eukaryota, Metazoa, Arthropoda, Insecta, Diptera, Drosophilidae. Gene Ontology annotation, biological process: proteasome-mediated ubiquitin-dependent protein catabolic process. Bases 88 to 882 code for a protein of 264 amino acids.